Rhododendron vialii is the source of this 815-nucleotide messenger RNA. RefSeq names its product early light-induced protein 1, chloroplastic-like. Lineage: Eukaryota; Viridiplantae; Streptophyta; Magnoliopsida; Ericales; Ericaceae. The record is from RefSeq and is a predicted model, not a curated record. The transcript is spliced from 3 exons. The coding region runs from base 140 to 676 and encodes 178 amino acids.
AUAUGUAUGUAUCUCCACAUUCACUUCUUCUUCACAACUCAAACUUGAAGCCGCACUGACAAGUUCUUUGGAUCAUAUAUAACCAAUACUCCUUUUGAAGCUAGCUUCUAAUUCUCUAUCCCAUAGUAUACACCCUCAAAUGGCAACUUCCUCAGUCAUGCAGUUCAUUCUGGUGAGCCCAGUGACCGGUGUCGCGAAGGGGGCGGGUUUGAGUCCGACGAUUCCUCGCAGCUGCUAUUUGCCGCGGCAGGGGAGAAAUUCCGGCGUGCUUGUGCGUUGCAUGGCUAAGGAUGGUAAGAAAGAGGAAGUUGGAUCUCCCUCAGAGGCUAAGGUCAGAACCGAUUUCUUCAACCUCUUAGCAUUCAGCGGGCCGGGACCGGAGAGAAUCAACGGCAGGCUCGCCAUGGUCGGCUUCGUGGCGGCGAUCGCCGUGGAGCUAUCUAAGGGCGAGGAUGUGUUCGCCCAGAUAUCCAACGGUGGGAUCCCGUGGUUCCUACUGACCACCGGUGUGCUGUCCGUAGCGUCUCUGAUCCCUCUGUCCAGCGGAGUGAGCGUGGAGUCAAAGUCAAAACCUUUCUGGAGCUCCGAUGCUGAGAUGUGGAACGGGAGAUUUGCUAUGCUGGGUUUGGUUGCAUUAGCCCUCACCGAGUUCGUCAAGGGUGGGGCCCUUGUGUAGGUCUUGUUUGGAUGGAAAUUAAUUAUCAAGAUGGUGUCACACUUGUAGUUGGACCCAAAAAAAAAUUGUCCUAGUUGAAUUUUGUAAAGUUGUAUUGAUGAUAUACUAAUAUACGUUGUGGCUUUUUGAUGAACUAAAA